Lolium perenne is the source of this 1089-nucleotide messenger RNA. RefSeq lists its product as uncharacterized. Gene Ontology annotation, molecular function: DNA helicase activity. The record is from RefSeq and is a predicted model, not a curated record. NCBI's taxonomy places the organism in Eukaryota, Viridiplantae, Streptophyta, Magnoliopsida, Poales, Poaceae. Gene Ontology annotation, biological process: telomere maintenance; DNA repair.
AUGGCAAUGUUUGUCAAGUUGGCCGUGCUCCAGGGCUUGGCAAGUGGUGGAGGUGAUGCACUGAGGUCCCUACAAGACAUCAUGGGAUGUGAUUUGCCUUUUGGUGGGAAGGUUGUGGUGUUUGGAGGAGAUUUUAGGCAGGUCCUUCCAGUGGUGACGCGUGGGACAAGAGCGCAGAUCACUGACGCCACACUACGGAGGUCUCAUUUAUGGGAGAAGAUUAGAAAGAUACGUCUCACGCGUAAUAUGAGGGCACAAACUGACCCGUGGUUCUCCAGUUACCUCUUGAGAAUUGGGAAUGGAAGAGAAGAGACGAUCGGUGGCGAUUAUGUGCGUCUUCCGGAUGACAUUGUUAUUCCUUACACUUCUACAGAAGAACCAGUGAACAAGCUUAUUGAAGAUGUCUUCCCAUCGCUUCAUGAAAACGCCGCAUCUGGAUCCUACAUGAGCUCACGUGCCAUUCUUUCAACCAAGAAUGAACAUGUGGACAAUCUAAAUACAAAGAUGAUUGAAAGGUUUCCUGGAAAAGAAAAUGUAUAUUAUAGCUUUGACUCUGUCGAAGAUGAUGCACGCAAUAACUACCCAAUUGACUAUCUAAACUCCAUAACUCCAAAUGGCCUGCCCCCGCAUCUUCUGAAACUCAAAGUCAAUUGUCCUGUCAUUCUCCUCCGAAAUCUCGAUCCUCACAACGGGUUGUGCAAUGGAACAAGAUUGAUGAUUAGAGCAUUUCAAGAUAAUGCAAUUGAUGCAGAGAUUGUUGGUGGACAACAUGCUGGAGAUAGAGUGUUUAUACCGAGGAUCCCUUUGUCGCCUUCGGAUGACAUUUCACUUCCGUUCAAAUUCAAGAGGAAACAGUUCCCCAUACGGUUGAGUUUUGCUAUGACCAUCAACAAAGCCCAAGGGCAAACCAUUGCAACUGUUGGUAUUUACCUCCCUGAACCUGUAUUCUCGCAUGGCCAGCUUUAUGUUGCACUGUCGAGAGGUGUGUCAAGGCAGAACACUCGGAUUUUGGCCAAGCCAAAUAAUGACAUAGAUCCCACUGGAAAAAGCACGAAGAAUAUUGUGUACAGGGAUGUCUUGGAGGGAUGA